Messenger RNA from Macrosteles quadrilineatus (aster leafhopper), 3099 nucleotides. RefSeq lists its product as uncharacterized. The coding region runs from base 1 to 3099 and encodes 1032 amino acids. Lineage: Eukaryota; Metazoa; Arthropoda; Insecta; Hemiptera; Cicadellidae. The record is from RefSeq and is a predicted model, not a curated record. The transcript is spliced from 3 exons.
AUGCUCGAGGUCAUAAAACCACGAACUGGAAUUGUGGGUAUCGAGAGGAGUAUACAAGAAAAACACAAGCAAACAGACAAAAAUAUUUCUGCAGCAUUUCAAGACCUCAGCAAACUGAUGACAAUGGCAAAGGACAUGGUGCAUUUAGCCAAAAACAUUUCUGAUAAAAUCAGGAUGGAGAUCACAACUUCGGGACAGAUCCAAAACAAUAUUGGGAUCACCCCCCUCUCUUCAACGAGGGCUGAAGAUGCAGGGAGUUCAAGCGAUGGUCGGAGCGUUACAUACAGUUCUCCAACAAAUCCAGAGACGUGUGCUCGUUCUCGCCCCUUCUCUCGACUCCAGUUCCUACAAACCACUUCCUCGAGCUCGGACAGAAAGACUGGCUCAAGUUCAGAAAUCAGCAUCUGCUCGUCACCAGAACGAAGUGACACCGAUUUAGUAAACAAAUCUCCACUUUUCAAAAAAAGGAGAAAUUUCUGUCCGUUUUGCAGAAAGUUGGGGACAAAUUUCAGUAGACAUUUGAUACGCUAUCACAGUGACGAAGACGAGAUGAAAGAGUACCUGGCCUUAUCGGACGCAUCCCCCCAUAGAAGGAAAGUGCAACGAGCGUUGAUAACGCAGAAAAUACGUAAUGCUGGAAAUAACAUAUACAACAAUGAAGUGGUCAACGGCAAGAUUGUGGGUAAAAUAUUGCCCGUGAAACGGUCGUCCAAUAGAAAAUACUCGGCAAACAAUUUGACCCACGUCGAGUGUAAACACUGUUUGGGAAUGUUUAAAAAACAAUCGCUGUACAGACACAUAGCGAACUGUAAACAGUAUUCACCAGACGAGUCGAGCAAGCAGAAUGAUACAAGGAAAGGGCGAAAAGAUAGAAAACUGGCACAACACUCGUCACUCUUGGCAAGACACAAUGCCAAUUCGUCCGAUCUAUUGAAAAGGGAUGUCUUUCCAAAAAUGCAAAGGGACUCAGACACCCUAUUCGCCCAAGGCGACAGAAUCAUUACCAGAUACGGAUCAAAUUUGAGGUUCAAUCACCGCACGGAUAGACAGAUUUAUUACUGUUCCAGUAAGAUGCGCACUCUAGCGCGGCUGUUCUACACCAUGAAGAAGACUCUGCCUGAACUCAAGGAAUUCCAGGACUGUUUGAAUCCGAGAUAUUUCAAUACCCUCGUAGACUCGGUUCGGAAGAUGAGCGGAUUCGACGCUGCCAGUGGAAACAUGAAGACUCCAAGUGUUUCUCCGAGACUCUGUUCCGCACUGAAAAGCUGUGCGAAUAUUGUGAAAUCGGAUGCUAUAAAAGAUCCAGUUUUGACAGACCGACAGAAGGUGGAGAUAAUCGACCGGGCUGAUAAAUUCCUUUUUCUCAUCGAAAAAGACUGGGCCACAGAGGUAGGUUCGAUCAGUGAAAAGAGCCGGAAGCAAUUGAGAGUGGUUAAAGAAAAUUUACUACCCGAUGAGGUGGAUAUUGUAACGUUCAGUGAGUACCUGGCCAAGUUAUGUCCACAUUACACACAAAGACUGAAAGAGAUUCCGACUGUUGGAAACUACGAGAAACUUGCCAAACUAGUAAUCGCCCAUAUAAUCACACUGAACCGGCGCAGACCCAACGAAACAGUGGAAAUCCCCCUGGAAGCUUACCAGACGACUCUCAACAGGGAGGUGAGCUACGGCCACGACGUCCAGAGCGUGGUGUCCGAGGAAGAGUUUAAAAACGGACAAGAGAUGUCCAUAUUCUAUAUCCCGGGGAACAAGAAUAUUAAAAAGGUACCCACCCUGUUGAGAAAGAUGUUUCACGAGGCUGUAGAAACACUUAUAGAAUCAAGGGAAAAGAUCGGUAUAACUAGCAAGUAUCUCUUCGGACGGCUAGGUGAUCCGGAGCUUUUUUCCGGUUCCGUAGUGUUGAAAGAGCUAGUGAAAAAGGUCAACUUGAAGAAACCAUCACAUUUCACAGCAAACUCACUUCGACAUCACGCCGCCACUUCAAGUCAGUUACACCAUAGAAAUGACACAUACACAAAAAGACUUUCACAGUUCAUGGGGCAUGAUCUAAAGACACAUGAACAAUAUUAUGAGAUGCCACUGCCACUUAUACAACAAUAUGUGGUUGGUUCAAGACUUCUUGAGAUGACUCUACCGACUCCGUCCACAUCGGCAACCAUCACCUCUGGAGCCCUCAAUGGCGAUUCUGGUCCAAGUGACGAGACCCCCGCCCCAAGACUUAGUCUGUCACCUGACAUCAUCACAGAGGAGUCGACUUCUUCAUCAGCGACUGUCACAUCGGGCUCUCUCACCUGCUCUUCAAGUACAUGUGACGAAAAUUCAGUCCCAGGGUUUAAUUUUCCUUUCGUCAUCAACGUCCCCACUGAAGUGCCGAAGUCUUCAUCGGAGACCGUCACGUCAGGCUCUCUCGCCUGUUCUUCUAGUACGGACAAAAAUCAAUGGUUUAGUUUCCCUUUCGACAUCGACACCCCCACCGAUAAGACAAAGUCCUUGUCCGCAACCGUCACAUCCGGCACGCCUUCAAGACUCGACACCGAAAGUGAGAACGCCAGUGGAACCCAUAGCACACUCAACCAGACUCCGACCUCUGGAUCCAACAUUGAACCUGACACUGAACCGGCCAAAACGUCGGUCUCGUCUCCGCCACAAAGUAUACAAAUCCAAACUCCACCUCGUCCUGUUCAGAACACCCCUCGCCUCAGCCUAACACCUUCUCCACGAUCGAAUGCGAAUGCGAUAUUGACGGCCGUUGUGGACCCAUUGCAGAGCCAAUCGCCCAGACAAAAUAACGGAGCGAGUAAGCAGAGUUUUCCGGCGGAGUCUCCGAAAGUUAGACACACAAAAGUAAGGUGGUCUACAGCAGAGAAGAACGUCAUUUACGAGAAGUUAGGACGUUAUUUUAUAACAGACGCAACGAGGCCGACACGGAAUGACAUCAAACUGAUCUGGGAACACGAGGAAACGCUGAAGAAUCGAACAUUACAACAGGUCGUCACUUUUGUAAACAAUAUUCUAACCAAAAAACAGACCAUUCCGACUUCUAUAAUGAGGAAAAUCGAAAGUAUGAUAUCAGAGGGUAGAGCACAUCUAGACCUGUAA